AUGUAUCAACAACAACCAAGAUCAAGAGCUACUGAGCUUUUGGACAGUCUUAGAGCAGAAAUUGAUACAUUGACACAUGAAUUAAAUAUAUAUAAACAUCAUAAAGAAGAUUAUGAAAGAAAAUUACAAUCACAGUUACAGGAGAUCACUUUGGUGCAACAGACUUUGGUCGAUCUCGAGAGAUCACACAAUAAGAUAAAGCAACAGUACGAUGAGGAGAUCAUACGAUUGAAGAAACAGUUGGAGCAGGUCACAGGAUCUAGAGACCUCAACAGUCCCAAUACAUUUCGAUCGAACAGUCCAGCACCGGGUGUUCAACAACGUAACACACCAACACCAACCAUUCCAGAUAAAAUGCCACAGCGACCAACAGGAAGAAACCGUUCAAACUCUGGUGAAUUUUACCCACAUCAACAACAGCAGCAACAACAACAACAACAACAGCAACAGCAACAACAGCAACAACAACAAGGACAGCCAGGAAUGCCACAACAACAACCACAACAAACUACAUCCUUCCCAAUACUUUCACCAAUCGACCAGAGACACAAGAAGGAAGUAGGAGAACCAUUGGGUGACUUGAAUCAACAACACAAAGAAGGAAUCGUAAAUGAUGAUAGAAGAAGAUUCAGUGAAAUGGAUAUGGAUGAAAAUGGUAAAGAUAAGAACGGUCCAGAUUGGUUGGUUGGAUACAAUCCAAAUGUACAAACAAAUCUCAAUAUCGAUUUAUUACAGACAUUGACACACAAUAGUGUUGUUUGUUGUGUAAAAUUCUCCAAUGACGGUAAAUACCUCGCCACUGGUUGCAACAGAUAUGCACAGAUCUUUGAUACUGAGAAUGGUAAAAAGUUAUACAAUUUCUUUGAUGACGGUGAAAAGGAAGGUGAUCUCUAUAUUAGAUCAGUUUGUUUCAGUCCAGAUGGUAAAUAUCUUGCAACAGGUGCAGAGGAUAAGACUGUCAAGGUUUGGGAUAUUGCACAGAGAAAGAUUCAACAGGUAUUCACUGGACAUGAGUUGGAUAUCUAUUCUUUGGAUUUCUCAUAUGAUGGUAGAUUCAUUGUAUCAGGUAGUGGUGAUAAGAAAGCAAAGAUCUGGGAUCUUAAAGAAGGAAAGUGUGCAUUUACAUUGGGUAAUGAAGAGGUUGGACCAAAGAAUGGUGUUACAUCAGUUGCUAUAAGUCCAGAUGGUAGAUUGGUUGCAGCUGGUUCGUUGGAUAACAUCGUUAGACUUUGGGAUGCCCACUCUGGAUACUUCUUGGAGAGAUACGAAGGUCAUAUGGAUUCAGUAUAUUCAGUCGCCUUCUCACCGGACGGAAAGUCAUUGGCAUCGGGUAGUCUCGAUAAAUCACUUAAACUCUGGGAUCUCUCAGGAUCGCGUUCGCGUUCACGCUGCCGUUCCACCUUCAAUGGACACAAAGAUUUCGUUUUGUCAGUUGCUUUUUCACCAUGUGGUAACUGGCUGAUCUCUGGUUCCAAGGAUCGUUCCGUCCAAUUCUGGGAUCCAAAGACAGGAACCACUCACAUGAUGUUGCAAGGUCACAAGAACUCUGUCAUCUCUGUUGCACUCUCACCAAAGGGUGGACUUUUUGCCACUGGUAGUGGUGACUAUAGAGCUAGAUUGUGGAAAUAUAUAAUGUUAUAA
Heterostelium album PN500 is the source of this 1641-nucleotide messenger RNA. RefSeq names its product transcriptional repressor TUP1 (gene tupA). The transcript has 6 exons. Bases 1 to 1641 code for a protein of 546 amino acids. The record is from RefSeq and is a predicted model, not a curated record. Gene Ontology annotation, molecular function: protein binding. NCBI's taxonomy places the organism in Eukaryota, Evosea, Eumycetozoa, Acytosteliales, Acytosteliaceae.